Messenger RNA from Rotaria sp. Silwood2, 750 nucleotides. NCBI's taxonomy places the organism in Eukaryota, Metazoa, Rotifera, Eurotatoria, Philodinida, Philodinidae. The record is from the annotation of a GenBank genome assembly.
AUGAAUUUCGCCGAUUUUCUAGCGGCACCUGAAAUUGUACGCCGUCUUACUUCUCAAGAUGCAUUUGAGAACGAGACUGUUACAUUUACAUGCACGGUACAAAAUGUAAAUAGCACCAAUGAUGAUGAAUCAUAUUCAAUAACAUGGUUUUUCGGUGAUCAACAAAUUAAAUUAAAUAAUGAAAAAUAUUCCGUUGAUGAAAAUCCUAAAACAGGAAUAUGCUUAUUAACUAUAAGACACAUCACAGCAGAAGAUGAAGGUGCAUAUCGAUGUGUAGCAACAAAUAAGUAUGGUUCAUCAGUUACUACUGGAUUUCUUGCCGUUUUAAGGAGAAAACGAUCUCAUUCACCAUCACCUAGUCGUAAUGCUAGUCCUAGUCGAUCAUUAAGUCCAUCAAGUAGUCGCGUGCCAGAUCGAAGUGUUUCACCACUACGAUACAUUAAUUUACCUGUAUCUAAAUUGGCAAGAGUAACGGAAGAGCUUGAAAGUCUUAUUAAUCCAACAGCGUCAAUUGUUCAUGAAGAAGAAGAAGAAGAAGAUGAAGAUGAGGAAGAAAAAGAAAAAGAAGAACAAAAAUCAAUCGAAAAACCAGAAGAAAUACAAUCAUCUAUUCAGCAAGUGCAACCAGCUAUCACAAAAAUAGUCGAGCCUGAAGAAAGCAUUGUUCUUCCUCACGUCUUAAUACCAACGCCAAUAACAACAGUGGAAGAGGAUAAAUCGGAUGUACUUAAAACUGAAGUGAGUAAUUAA